Molecule: messenger RNA, 2307 nt
Organism: Mytilinidion resinicola
Lineage: Eukaryota; Fungi; Ascomycota; Dothideomycetes; Mytilinidiales; Mytilinidiaceae
Exons: 3
Coding region: 1-1878 (625 amino acids)
Source: RefSeq, a predicted model, not a curated record
AUGGCACAAUAUUCCAGCGUACCUGCUGCUCCUUAUGCCCCAACGGACUACAUCUCCCCAACGCAGGACGUCGACUUGGGGGAUAGCAAAACCCCACACACCUCAACCGCGACGGGUUAUUUCACAUCUCCAGACCCUUCCGGCCGCAAGCGACAAGAGCGUGCUGGUGGUCAUCAGAAGAGGCUUGCAUACAAGAAGACUUAUAUUUUUGCGAACUUUUGGGUGUAUGAGGUCGCAGCAUGCGUAGUCGCGGUUGUGCUUCAUCUCGUCACUAUUCUUCUCCUUCAUCACUACAACAACACCAACGUCCAGUUGUAUCAUAAUCAUUGGAGUCUGAACUCCGAGGUCGCCAUACUGGUCACGAUCACCAAAGCAGCUUCCCUCAUACCCAUAGCCGCCUGCAUUGGUCAGUUGAAAUGGCACCGCUUCUGGAACUACCAAAAGUUGUCGGAAAUGGAGGCCUUCGACGAAGCCAGUAGGGGUACUAUAGGCUCAGCGCGUCUUCUGGUUUAUCUCAACUUCUGGCAUUUUGCUUCUUUUGGAGCUCUCGUCACGGUCUCUGCUUUAGUCAUGGACACGCUCGCACAGAACGUAAUUAACAUUGAGCCACGACUCCAACCAGUCAAAAAUAACGCCACCAUUCCGCGAAACGUAGUCUAUGACUCAGUGUUCACAUAUAAUACAAACGGUACAUCGUCGUUCCCAGCGGCUGAUAUGAUCGGAGCUAUGAACUUUGGCCUUUCCUACACCUCGAGCGACCUGCCCUAUUUGCCCCCACUUCCUUUCAGUUGCUUCUCGAGCAACUGUACAUAUGCACCGUACCAGUCUUUGGAAGUCGAUGGAGAUUGCAGGGACAUAUCUUCUGUGCUAGACACAAGCGACGAUGCAUAUCUUAAGUUACCGGAGGGUCUUAUGCUCAUCAAGAACGGUGGAAUUCUCAACACUUCCGCAACGGCCCUGUAUUCAUCAAACGAGUUUUUCGAUUGGAAGAAUAUGGGUCAAUUGAUCCUCAACUACCAAGCUAUAUACGUCGACGCGUAUAACGAUUACAAACCAUCGGCAGUACAGUGUGUCCUGGUCUGGGCGGUUACCACAUAUAGUACAACAAACGUUACAAGAGGGGAACUUUGGGCGACACCGGAUCUCACAACGUUCAAGAAUACUUCUGCGGAAGCAAGGACCGCCUACGGCCAGACGAACGACAUCUACAUUCGGCCGGAACCCUGUUACGUGAAUGGAACAAAGCUCGACAGUUCCACCGACCCGAACUGCCUGUAUCAGGUCGAUGCAAAGGCGCAAUUCGCUCUCCAGAAGUGGUUAAUCCACAGCUCGGAAGGAAUCGUUGGUUCUUUAUUUAACGUAACGGACAGCUAUGGCAACAACACGCAUUUCCAAACAUUCUUCGUCAACAGCCAAUACCAAGCGCUCAUACGGUAUGCCUCCCAAUUGGCCCCUGCUGAGACGUUCCUUGCGACUGGCGCGUACCUCGCUGGUAUGAUGAAUCGGGCCAUGGCGCUAAGAGUCCCUGCCGGUUUUGCUGAUGGUGAUGGACGUCUUUCUGGACACGGCACGGUCUUCGAGUUGCAGAGCUUCUUCAAAAUGCGCUACGCCUAUUUGUCUCUCAACCAUUUUGUUGUCGCCGGAUGUGUCGUGUUCCUGGUCAUGACAGUAUGGAUGUGUCGGAGGGACGAAGUAUUGAAAACGUCAGUUCUGCCCUUCUUGUACCACGGACUACCAGUUCACGAUCGCCAAAUGCUGGAUGAGAACCCGAGGCAAGCCGACAUGAAGUAUUCGGCAGAAGAGACGAUAGUGAAAUUUGGCAUGACGCCGGAAGGGAAGCGGCUGGGGACCCAGGAGACUUUUGGGCCUGGAGCAUAGUCUGAGGUCCAGCACACACGUUAUGCUUUUUAUUGGGUAUACAUUGAUUGAUACUUAGCAUGGUGUUCAUUUUGGAUCUGAUAUUUGGUAGAAUAUGCGUUUUGACAAUGCGUAAUUUGAUUAUUUUCCCCCUUUCCUUAAAUCAUCUCAUCCACGUGUAUCAUCUUCAGCCAUCUCCUUCCAGUGCAUCUCCUACUACGUUCUAAUGACUCAUAACUAUCUACCUGGCUAUCGCAAAUAUCACAUGUCUCAUGUGCUUCUUCCCGGUCUUAGAGCUAUUUUGAUCUACCGACAGCUCCCUAUGUCUUAGAAGAUCUUGCACCUGGUUAAGCUUCAACAGGAAGAUUGGAUAGAGAUUGGUCACGUGGGCUCCCCUUGGGUCGGUCUGGCUUAGUAGCUAUACAUCGUUUACGCACAAUAUAGCCAGGC